AUGCCGCCAACUGAGGAGGACAUCGCGUGGUUUCGCUCGACUUUCCACCCUAUACCGAGGCCUUCCUUACCCGAUGACUGCAUCGAAUACUCGCUCUACAUCAUAUCGCCAUCGCAGGACACGCAAGGCGACUCUGACUUACGAGGGCGGUUGCGCGAGGUACAAAAAUACGCCGGUGACUUACAACGGCAAUACCUGAGAGAAUACAUCUGGCAGCGGCAGAGGUUCAUGCUUGAGCUUCAAAAAGAGGAUGGAUUGAGCUUCUUGCGUGGACAGACAGAGUAUGGCGACUCAGUUGAAGAUGAAUGGGUCAUCGUCUGGUUGUUGCGCGAACUGACCACCAAGUUCCAUGAUCUAUGGGUCAAGGUCACGGAUAGCGAUGGCGAAUUCUUGCUAAUCGAGGCAUCUGGCACUCUGCCGUCGUGGCUCGAGCCGGAUGUGGCAGAGAAUCGCGUCUGGAUCAAUCAUGGCCAGCUCAUGAUCAUCAAGCCGGCAGCUGCGGCACGGACUUCGAAGCGAACAGAGGAGAAAUUGACCCUCGAGCAAGCCCGCAGCAUUAUCGUGUCGGAUCCCGGAAGACUGAUGCACUCGAUCAGCAUCGAGGAAGAAGCCUUUUUCAGGAUUCGAAACUAUCCAGCACAAAUUGCGGAGAAUAUGCACCACGCCAUGAUCACAAUACCCCGGAAGGUGGCAUAUUUGCUUCAUCAAAAGCCUGCAUACAUCGCACCGGCCGUUGAAGCCUUUUAUCUCAGAGACCCGAUCGCCCUCAAGCCGCUACAAAGCAAGAAGAACAAGAAUAAGAUGGCCUUUCCCCCUCAGGACUUUGUUACUGUCAGUGUCAAAUUCCCACGCGUGGCAUACGCGCAGGUGAAGUCCCAGGAUUUUCCACCACCAGCAGUUUUCGCAGGCACCCUCCCGUCGAAAACUGAUAUUAAGGCCUACGUCGCCGCUGAGACGGGCAUGAAGAUCACGUGUGGCCUUGAAAUGUUGGUCACAGAUUCUCAUCACCAAGAUCGACCUGAGGUGCGCGAGAUGAAAUUGAUUCUCGACGAUCUCGCAUCUGGCGAUGAAGUGUUGCCGUCGGACAACGAAAUUGAGACAUGGGAAAAACGAGAAGACGAUGAAAAGUGGCUAGAUAUUAACUUCGCUGAUCUAGAGAACGAACUAGGAGGUCGAAAGGGUCAGUCUGAUACGAUGGGAAAGAAGCACAGCUUUGGCGAUAAGGCAGCACAAGAAAACCUCCAGAGAAUUGUGAAGCAGUUUGAGGACUUCCUGAACGAUGACAAGGCUGGCAUGGAGGGCGCAGGCCUGGGUGAUAGCGAUCUAGACGAUGACGAUGAUGAUCUCGAUGAUGACGACCUUGACGAGGGCGACGAAGGAGAGGACAAAGAAGCCAGUUUUGGCGAAGACGAGUUCACCAAAAUGAUGCAAGAGAUGAUGGGCAUACCGCCCGAAGUGAUGCAGGAAAUCAUGAAGGGGAAACUAGGGCCCGGUGCCCAGGACCCCGCGGUACGGUCAGGAUUGCGUCCCUUGCCUGACGAAACAGAAACAGACGUGGUGAAAGCGGACGAGGGUGAAGAGGAAGACGAGGACAUUCAGACGUUCAUGAAGCAAAUGGAAGCUGAGCUGAGAGGGCAUGCUGCUCUAAAUUUAACCUCCUCUGAGACCGGCGCUGGGAAGCAGAAGGCGAUCACAAACCCGAAAUCACACCGAGAGGACCGGGUCGCAGAUAGCGCUGAAGAGUACGAACUCUCGUCAGACGACGACAUCGACAAUGAGAUAGACAUCGAUCUGGCUAGAAAUUUGCUAGAGAGCCUCAAGGCUCAGGCUGGCAAAGCUGGACCCGGCGGAAACCUCAUGGGCAUGAUGGGGUUGAAGAUGCCCCGGAACGAGGCUGAUAGCGAUGAGGAAGAUGACGGUCAGCCAGGGCCAAGUGGAGUACGGACAAUACCCGAAGGAUUGCCCAAGGUUGAGGAAUUGAACUGA
Messenger RNA from Cladophialophora carrionii CBS 160.54, 1986 nucleotides. RefSeq lists its product as uncharacterized. The coding region runs from base 1 to 1986 and encodes 661 amino acids. Gene Ontology annotation, cellular component: nucleus. Lineage: Eukaryota; Fungi; Ascomycota; Eurotiomycetes; Chaetothyriales; Herpotrichiellaceae. The record is from RefSeq and is a predicted model, not a curated record. The transcript has 2 exons.